This is a messenger RNA of Paramuricea clavata, 2806 nucleotides long. The record is from the annotation of a GenBank genome assembly. NCBI's taxonomy places the organism in Eukaryota, Metazoa, Cnidaria, Anthozoa, Malacalcyonacea, Plexauridae.
GUUUAUAGGAAAUGAAUUGGUCAACAUUUUUCGGAACGCUUCUAUUGGCACGACUGUAAGUAUUCUGAAAAUAUCCAAAUAUACAUCAAUUGUUCAAUAUUGUUGCAUCGUCAGAUAAUGAAACCUCUUGGAGACGUCCACAAAGAAACUUUAGAUGUGAAGUCCAUGGUCACAAGUAAAGUGACCAAUUAUUGCGUUAUCGCGGUACGACAACGCAUGUGCUGUUUUAUCAAGAAUCUGCUAUCCUUUAAUCUUUAAUCUUUAGUGCCAAAAGAUAUUGCAUGUCUUUAGUGCCAAAAGAGACGACAGUGGGACGUACAGAUGUGAAGCGAAAAGCCAUGAAGUUGCAAAGAAUGACACAGAAAUUGAAUUUAUUGUAAAUUGUAAGUAUAUAGUUGGUACUGUAUACUACGCAUCGCAGUAGUCGGUUGAGACCUGCAUGCAUGUUUGUUGCAUUUUAAAAUCAUCAGGACGGCCCAAUCCUUCCUCAUUCUUCCUUCCCUUCUUCUUGCAUACGUAUAUAUUCUGAUCAAACGGUACAUAACAUGGAACUACAAUUGCUAUUUGCUUUUAUAAUUGUUAUGAUCUGUCGGGCUCACUUCUCUUAAUGGCAAAUAUCAAUGACAAUUUGAUUGCUAUUGAUAAUGUUGUCACAUGUUAUAAUUAUGCGCCGGCGUAAAUCAGCCCAAUGUAUCGAAUCUUGUUAAAAGUUCCUCUAAGUGUUACCAUGAUAUUAGUAACUUAGUUAACUAUGGUGACUAUAGUAUCCAAUUUUUGGUUUUAAUAAAACGGCAGGUAAACAUCAACACUCGAAAAUACUUGAUUUAACAAACGUUAACAUUAGAAAGCAGUCUCAAUUUCUCUACAGAUCCACCUGAAAAUGUAAAGCUGAUGUUGACAAGGAGUGGUAAAUCAGCUACAAUCAGAUGUACAGCUGAAGCUCGUCCUUCAGCAAGUUUCAAAAUAUUCCUGAAUCAAACUAAGAUAGUAGCCCAAACUGAGCAAAUACUUAUUACACCUGAAGUAAAAAAGAAUCAUGUUGGAUAUUAUACAUGUUUUGCAAGGAAUUUUUUGGGAAAUGAAUCUUCAGAUCGUGAAUAUUUAUCCCCUGAAGGUAAGAUUACAGUAUUUCGCCAAUUUGUCUGGGUAUAAAUAGUCUGGUAAGAAUUGCUCCAAACUGUAGCUAUAUGUGUACACCGACAAUGGGGUAGGAACAUCUUUUUUACAUUCAGAUUUUAUUGACAUUACUUUCAUUUUCAAAAGCAUGCAGGACCACUAGCAACACAUCGAACGACGAAAGGCAACGGAAUAGAUCGCGGAAUACCACAGUUUUUUAAAUUUUGUUUUAUAUUUUGUUCAGUAUUAUAGAAUUACUCGAUGAUGCAGUUAUAUUGUUAUUUUUCUUUUUGAUCCCCAUAUAUUACCCAUAGCCAUGUUCUCUCUUUUUUAUAUUUACAUAGACAAAGCAUCUUCGAACAACACGAGUCGUGUAACUGAGUGGUAUAUUGUUGUGCUAUUAUUGGUGUCCGGGAUUAUUAUUGGAAUUCUUCUUUCCUACAUUGUCUCAUGUUCUCGUCGUAAAUUUAGAAGUAGGAAACCUCAUUCAAACCCUGAACCAAGUACAACUGAGGCCGAUACAACUGAUUAUCAAGAGCUUGAUCUUUCACAAACGAACACAGAAGACAAUUAUCAAUCAUUGAGAGUAAAUGCUGCAAUUAAUGAGGAGGAGUCAACAUAUAAUGAGUUGAACACAACCAAAGAUGUGGAGAACAACUAUACCAAUCUUUAACUUGAACUUGGAAUAUUGUACAGAGUUUUCAAAAAAUACUCCCCACUAUGUUUUUUGCCAUUACUGACAUUACUACGACAACUACGUUCGUUUUGACAGCAGUUUCGAAUUUCCAUACUGGGUGAAACAACCAUCAUGAAAUCUGAUACGAUAUGCUUGAAAUUUCAAAGACGCUCCAGCAGGUUAUACAAAUCGGAAUUGUCGAAAAAUUGGGCCUAAAUCGUAGAUAUUCUAUUUUCUAUAAACUGUAAAGAUGGCCACCCUAAAAAUAGACAGUCAAUUUGGACAUGUCAUUUUGAUUGAGAUGAAAUAUGUAAAUAAUAGAUUUACCAUGCAUUCACCACAUUAACGCGCCAACACUGCCGCAGAACCCAUUAAGUAGUUCGGGCGCUUGCAAUGGUCAAAACGAUUAUUCCUUUUUGGAUUCAAAUUAUUUUUGUAUUAUUAAUACGAAAACCACCCUGCUAUUGCAGUAUUGCUGGUUCGAGGCCCGAUCACGCAUUCUUUGAUAUUUAAAGUACAGCAAUAGCACGCGUUCGCAUUUUGCCAAAAUACACUAUUUAAUACCCAAAACUGUUACGAAAUCCCAAGAAUACAUUUUUAAUUUAAUGGACCUUUAAUUAAGAUUAAUAGAUAUACAGUGUAGUUGUCUGCAUGUCAACCUGACGCAAACAAGCAUGUAAUUCUUUUCUGAGUGGGACCGCGACAUAAUACCAAGUUCCGGCACUCGUCAUUAUUCUUUCGUAACUCGAUUUCAAACUCAGCUCGUUCAGUCUGUCUUUCAUUUCUUCAACUUCUCUAGAUACAUCUAGUCCAUCUGUUCGCCGGUCGACCAAGCCGACACUUUCCCAUCGAACACGCCGGCAUCAACGGCGGGCAUGCACUCUCUGUCAACAAAACAUUGAUCAUACUGAGACACAACAGCAAGUCUUCUCUAAUCGCUACACCUAUCACAAUCAACGUAUACUUCUUUGUCUUGAUCAGACAUGGCUUAUCCGCCGCUGAGCAAUAUUACCU